AUUGGAAGCUCGUAGUCAUUUCACGGAGACCCGUGCAUACCUUACAGUGAGGCAGUUUACGGAUGUACACGAAUGUCGCUCUCUCUCCUAGCUAAUACUUUGAAUUGUUAUUUUGCCGUGAUCUUCCAGAUGAUAUCAUAGUAUAGGCACAUUUGAAGAGCUGUUAGCCUGUUUCCCACCCACCUCCUCCUCAGAGGGAUUGCGAUGCCCUCUGAUUUCAUAUCUCUUCUUCUGAGCGCGGACCUCGACCUUAACUCCCCCAAGUCCCUCUACUCUAAAGAAUCGGUGUAUGACCUACUCCCCAAAGAGCUGCAGCUGCCACCCACCAUUGAGCCGAACCUCGUGGCCAUGAGUCAGAAAAGUGGCGGAGAGGCGGGUCCUCCUCCCUCGACGGCGUUUGCUUCAGAUGCCUCGUCCGCCUCCGCCUCCGCUCCUCUGACCAUGGGAAGUCCCUGCAGUGCUUUUCCCAACUCUUCCAGCUCCAAGGCGCACUCCUCUACCUCGGCCACAGAGCGGCCACCCGCACCCAGCACCUGCACUCCAGGAGAAGUAAGUAGUCGGGGGCUAUCUGAGCUGUUGGAUGCAGAGGGCAAAGUGUGUGGAAGCAGCACCAGCACCAGCACCAGGGCCAUGGGGAAGAAAGGAGGAGGAAGCGGAGGACUGGCUGCCCAGCAGGCCCAGCCACAUCACCAGAUGACUCCAUCCAAGCGCCCCGUCUUGAACAUCUCCCCCCCACCGGAGGACCUCUUCGACGACAGCCGCAUGUCCUGCCAGGACGAGCUGUCACUGGACUCAGAGCAGAGCAACAGCAUCUGGACAGAGAACUCCGUCUCCAACUUCAGCCUCAUGAGCUCCAGCUCCUACAAUGACAACACUGAGGUGCCCCGCAAGGCCCGCAAGCGCACGCCGCGCCAGAGGCCCGGACCAAAGCCCAUCCCCGCACAGGAGAGCAGCAUGGACAUGUUUGAUGCCGACAGUGCCAAAGCGCCCCACUUUGUGCUCUCCCAGCUGGGCUCAGACAGCAAGGCCUGCUCCAAAGGAAGUUCCGCCGACGGCGCUCAGGGGUGUGGUGUUAAAGGAGGGACGCUCUGUGGCCAGUUCCCCCAGAAGAGUGAAGGCAAGGAGCUGAAGAUGGUGGUGCAGCCCGAGACCCAGCACCGAGCCCGCUACCUCACUGAAGGCAGCCGAGGUUCUGUUAAGGACCGCACACAACAGGGUUUCCCCACUGUCAAGCUGGAAGGUGUAAAUGAGCCGGUGGUCCUGCAGGUGUUUGUGGGUAAUGAUGUGGGGAGAGUCAAGCCCCAUGGGUUUUACCAGUCUUGUCGGGUGACUGGGCGCAACACCACAGCCUGCCGGGAGGUUGACAUUGAGGGCACCACCGUCAUUGAAGUAUCCCUUGAGCCAAGCAACAACAUGACCUUGGCGGUGGACUGUGUGGGGAUCCUGAAGCUGCGCAACGCGGACGUGGAGGCUCGCAUCGGGGUGGCCGGGUCCAAGAAGAAGAGCACCCGGGCCCGGCUGGUGUUCCGGGUGAACAUCCCGAGGGCGGACGGCUCCGUGCUCACGUUACAGACGCCCUCCUCUCCCAUUCUGUGCACCCAGCCUGCUGGUUUGCCGGAGAUUUUGAAGAAGAGUCUGCACAGCUGCUCCGCGAGUGGUGGAGACGAAGUCUUCAUCAUUGGAAAGAACUUUCUGAAGGGAACCAAAGUCAUCUUUCAGGAGAACAUGGCAGAUGAGAAGUCGUGGAAAGCAGAGGCUGAAAUCGACAUGGAACUCUUUCACCAGAAUCAUUUAAUAGCAAAGGUCCCUCCUUAUCAAAACCCCACUAUCUCCUCUCCUGUAUCUGUUGGGGUCUUUGUGGUGACCAGCGCAGGCCGCUCGCAUGAUGUGCACGCCUUCUCUUACACUCCAGAACCCAUUAAAGUCGAUAUAUCAGUGAAGAAGGAGAUGUCCUCUCCAGUGAAGCCGUGCUCCUAUGACCACAUGAAAGCAAUGGACAGUGCCUCAAUGGCCCCUGUUAUACCUCUUGUUAAACGAGAAGAUGUCACUCCAAUGGAGGUAUCCAGUAACCCUUUGUCUUCAAGUGUCUUCAAGCAGACUCCAGAUGUGAUCAAUUCAACUCAACAGACCUCCAGUAUCCCCCCCAACAGUGGCUCCUUCCCCAGCGCCCUGCCUUGUCAGCCUAGUGAACAGGACCAGACCCAAAGCACCGCUUUUACCAGCAAAGAGGCCUUGAGCACCAUACAGAAACAGGAUAUUUCACCCGCUACUUCUUUCCCGGUGUCUGGAAAGUCUAUGCUCCCACAGGGACCUUUUCUGAUGCAGGGUAUAGACCAGGAGAGGUCUAACAGUAACGUGGGCACGGUGGUGUCUCUCUCCCAGCUGGAGGAGUCUGCCCAGCAGCAGGCCCAGCAGCUUCCCCUUCUUCCCCUGGAUGAGGUGGCACAACUGGAACAAGCUGUCCGUCAGCUGCAGGCCAAGGGUUUCUGCAGCCUUCCCCUGCAGUCAGAGAGUUCAUUGGCUAAGCAGCAACAGCAGAAACAACUUCAGCAGCAACAGCAGAAACAACUUCAGCAGCAACAACUGCAACAACAGCAGCAGCAGCAACAGAUUCAGCAGCAACAACUGCAGCAACAACAACUGCAACAACAGCAGCAACAAAUUCAGCAGCAACAACAAAUUCAGCAGCAACAACAGAUUCAGCAACAACAAAUCCAGCAACAGCAGCAGAUUCAACAACAGCAACAGCUUCAGCAGCAGCAGCAACAGAUUCAGCAGCAGCAACUUCAACAGCAGCAGCUUCACCAACACCAACACCAACACCAACACCAUCACCAACAGCAGCAGCAGCAGCUUCACCAACAGCAGCAGAUUCAACAACAGCUUCAGCUUCAGCAGCAGCAGGAGCAGCAGCAACAACAACAACAACAGCAACUUCAGCAGCAGCAGCAGCAGCAGCAGCAGCAGCAGCAAGCCCUUGAGAACCUUCAACAUCAGUUGUUUCAGCCACAGAUAUCAUUGUCCCAGAGUCCUCCACAGACCAUGGUACAGAACAAUGGCUCCCUCUUCCAACCAUCCCAGCAACAGCAGCAGCAGCAGCAACAACAGCAGCAGCAGCAGCAGCAGCAGCAGCAGCAGCAACAGGCGGCUCUCUUCCAGCAGGCCAAAGAGCUUCUCUCGAUUCAGACCAGUUUCCUCCAGCAACCACCCUCCCAUGCCUCUCCACCUCUGUUCCACAACCCCAGCCCCAUGUCUGAUACGCAGGACCCACAGGGAGGACUCUUUCACACCCCGAAGACGUCGCCUACUCAGGAGCAGGUCCAAGCAGCCCUUUUCCAGAACAGUCUGUCAACUCUGAAUGGCUCCACUCUCCCCUCAGAGCCGCAGGCAUCUGCUACAAGCCUGUUUCUCUCCCAGAAUGCUCUGCCAGGUCCACUGCCUGUCAAUGGAGGCCAUCAACAGCAGCUCACGUUCCUGAACACUCUGCAGACGACGAGUCUCGACACUCCGUCGGUGUUCCAGACUCAGGCCCAGAUGUCUGCCAUGCAGCAAAGUACGCCUAUGGACCAGCAGCAGUGCCCACAGCCUCAGCAGCCGACCCCUCAACCGGGAAACCUCUUUCAGAAUCUCACCCACUCACCCUCCAACGAACUCCCUCAGACUCAGCAGCAGCCAGCUGGCCUGUUGUUCUGCAACAACCCCCUUCCUUCUGUGAACCCUGAGCAGGCCUCGGGCCUGCUGUUCGGCACCCAGGCUCAGAUGUCCCCCCUGAGCACCACUAGCAUGUCAUCCCCAGAGCAGUCCAAUCCCAGUCUUUCCUUCUCUCAAGCCAACAUGGUGACUGUGAACAGACCAGAUUCGUCGGGGCCCAUGUCAUUCCAAAAUCAAACGUCUGUGGUAGGGGGGCCGACAGCGAACAAGCCGCUCCAGCCAAACCUCUUCGAGAACCAGCAGCCCAUGCAGUUAACUUCCAGCUCUAACGGAGGGUCUGCGCAGUCUGUUCCACUCUUCAUGGCUCAGUCCAGUGUGUCCCAGGAGCUGCCCCAAGCAGCACUGUUUGCCACACAGAACGGAGUCGCGGCGCUGCAGACCACCACCUCUUCACCUGCGCAGCAGCCGGGAUCGCUGUUCCAAGCGGCAGUGAAUGGGACCCUCAACCAGCCCAGACAGACUCAACAGCCAGGACUCUUCCUCUUUGAACUGCAGAAUGAUUGUGGCGGAUUGAUGAAUUCUGCUGGUACCACAUUGUCGGAUCAGAUCAUCGCCAUCAGCCAGUCGGGUCAGAACCAGAGGGAGGCUGAGGGGCAGAUCCAGCCCAUGCUCACCCAGUCCAUUGCGGAGUCUGGCAGCAUGCAGAACAGCAUGACCACCACUCAGAACAUCGAGAAAAUUGAUGACCUUCUUGUGAGCCUUCACGAUCAAGGCAACAACCUCUCUCGUUCCUAUUAGAGGACCUUCUGCUCUUGGCUGGCUGGCUGAUGGUCAGAUGGUCAGACCAAAACAAAGAGGCUGACAGGUGUUACAUUGCUUUCCGCUGUUUGAAAUGAAACAAGGCAAUAUGAAUUAUCUACUGGAUUAGGAGGAGGAUACAGGAUGCAGUUAACACAAUACACCUGUGCAGGAUCAUCAGGCAAGGCAUUCUGGGAAGUACUGCAUCUAAUGUUUCCUCUGUUGAGAUUGCUUCGUAUUAUUUUGUGUCGUCUCUCUCCAACUGUGAAUGACAAGUAUCAUAGGAUAGUCACGUUUUCAGUACGGCACUCUGAAGUGCAAUUUGUUUUUGUUUAUUUUUUUGUUGGUUUGUUUGUUUGUCAUUACAUGUUGAUACAAGCUCACAUGCAUGUGUCCUGUAUUAUUCAGGACAAGACAGUGUGGACUUUUUAACUGUUUAUAUCACAUUGUAAUUUGUAUAGCUAAUGAACUCUUUUAGAUGAAUGAAAUGUCCUAUUCAAACUCUAGAAAUCCAGGAGCAACACUUGUAAUGUGCCUUGUGUUCUCUCUUUCCCUAAGCACUUUAGAAUGUUCUCCAUUGUGACCAGUGUCUCCUCGUGGUGGACUCUCAGCUAUUAACUCUUUACCUUAACUAGUGUUUACUGUUUGUAUAUUUCCUGUAAUCUCUCUUCAUGCGUGUUUUGGGAGGACUUCAUUUUGUAUUAAGUACCGAAUACUCAUCCCAGCAAACCCAAAACAUACAGUAUGAAUUGCUCACUUAAUACAUUCAACAUAUCAUUUACUGAAUCAAAGAAAGGAAUCUACCUUUUAGGUCAUUUAAUAUUCAUUUGCUCACAAUUUUGUAAUGUGAAUGUUUGAGUAUUCUACAUGCAUCUGAUUGCAUACAUAUUUAUCAUAUGAACAUUGUAUGCCUCACAGUAUACUGUAUACAUCCCCUUGGAAACAUUAUUUAGUUAUCGUUUUUUCAUGCCUUGCAUCCAUGUUUGAGAUUGAUCAUUUGAUUGAAAAAGUAUGCUUCAGACCCUUUAUCUACUGAGGAGAGUUAUGCAUAUGCUGCCAUAUUACAAAAGAUGGCAGCCAAUUCAUCAUUUACUUUUUUGUAAAUCUUGCCAAGGUGCUACUUGCUGGAAGAGCAUAGCUUUUUUUGCCAUGCUAUUCACUACCUUUAACCAUAUUGUAAAUAUUAACAUUUACCUUACUGUAAAAUACAGUAUCAACAUUCUUGUGUAAAACUAGCCAUCUGAGAGACAGCCGUGGUCUCACCUCAUAUCCGGCCUUCUGGCCAGUUUUAUGGCUUUACUGGGUUUGGUAGUUCAUGAAUGUUCUGCAAUGUUAGAGACUGGCCAUUUUUGUUGUGCCUAAACCAUUUGGUGGGUGUGUUCUUCUAUCUAAAUCUCAAUGUCUGGCAUGUUGUAAAGAUGCCAAACUGGUUUGUGUGGUUUGUUUUCAUGUGUUCUAGUUUGUUUGGCUGGUGGACUUUAUGUUUUUGUUUCUAGAGAUAGUACACAUUACCAGGGGCUGGUCUCGGUGAUGACUAAUAGCUCGAUUGAGCCUCACUCUUGAUGUUGAUUGUUUAUCUUUGGUGAAUAUUUUUCCACUGUCUUCAUUAUCCUCUAAUUCAUUUGACUGUCGUCAGCGCAGAGAGUGUGAAAUCUCUGGGGGAAAUGAUGUCUGAUUCUGAUGGAAGAGCUUGAGUGGUGUCCUUUUAGAUGUUUUUAAAGGGACCUGCUGAUGAGGGAUGAAUCACACCACCUCCAAAUAAGUGCUGUGUUUGGCUUUCAUCUCUUUAAAAUACUGUUGGAUGUGUUUCUACACUGUCACAAGUGUUUAUGUGGACACGUAGUUGUCAUUCUAUCAUGUUUUCAUAUUAUCUCUCUUCAUGUAACCAUAUCUAAUUUAUUGUCUGGAGUGUGUAGUGAUUGUCUGCUCUCACUAGGUUUUUAGCACUGUAAGCAAUGUACACUACUUAUGUCAUAGGUUGUCAAUGAAUACACUUUCUAUUUUUCAUCAUUUUGUAAAUUAGUAAUAUAUUUGUCUAUACUUUGCCUAUAUAAUAUGCCUAUCCUAGGGGGGUAUCCAAUGAAUGAGAGGACAUGUAUUUUGAGACUGGGGGUGUUCAGCGAUACAGUUGUACAUUCCUGUAUGUUCACGUCUUCAUUUGUAUGUAUCAUAUAUGCAAUGUUGAAAUAAAUUGCAUUGUAUUUUUUUCAUCCAGAGCAUAUUUGUUUAGAGAUCGAGUAGUCCAAAUGAACUGAAAGCCCUCAAGUGAAAGAGCAGAAUGAAAUGUUAUGCCAACUAUGAAGCCAUACAAAGAAAAAAUAUCUAUCCCCAUUUUCAGAACAGACUUAUUUAUGUAGAAAAAUGUGUAAAUGGUGUAGGUUGCUGCAAUUGCCACCUCUUACAUUGGACCAAUUGCAAACAUAAGUACAUUCUUUAUUUAUAUAUAUAUUGAUAUUCAUAUAUAUUCUAAUGAAAGAUUGUAUACACUUGAGUUCUAACUUGGUGUUGAACUUGUUUUUCUAAUAUAUUUGCGGAAAUAAAUCUUUUUAUCAGAUAUUAAGCAGAUGUCACAAGUAGAAUAUUUUUAGAGAAAUUCAGUGUAUGUAUGUAAGAUAAAAAAACGAUAUGUACAUGAUCACACACCUAAAUGAGGACACAAGCAAAUAGAUUAACUAUUUUUUUAAAUAAAUUUACCAGUGAUUUUGUUUUUCCAUACCCAGGGUCCCUUUUAAUUUUUAAAAUUGUAUUUCCUGAGGUACAUUUGUAUUCUAUGUAACGCUUUCAAAAUGUUGACCAUUCAUAUGUGAUCAAAUGAAAAGAAUAAAGCAGUCAUAUAGGGGUCUCACCCAGUGAAUUGGAGGAUAUAUAUAUUUGUGCCUUGACAAACUUUAUAUUUAUAUGGAAACUACUUGGGCUCCAGUGGUGCCUGUUGCACAGCAGUGGCCCAGUUGUCAGUGGUUGUUGUCCUAUCUCAAUGUUAUAUAUAGCAAUUCACCAGAACUGUGGCCUCAUUUUGGCAACUCGAUAAGUGUACUGUGAUGUGCAAUUUUGUUUGUGCAUUGAAUGUUAUUUGUACAACCAUAUUCAUAGCAUUUGUUGUUGGAAGACGUCAGUGCCGUUGACAUUUUAUCUCAACCUGCCAUGCAGUUUGAUUCCAUGAAAUAUUAAAUCUGUUACUGUUUGAGAAUGUUAUCUACAUGAGCUUUCUCUUCAUUCUUUAUGACAAAGAAGAACUAUGACUAAUAUAAAUCUGCUGGUAACUGAUCUAGCCUUUUAAAAUAAAUUAUAAUUUUGUAGUGGGCCUCUAACUAGUUAUGAUGCCAGUAAACAGCUAUUCCGAAUGAAAUGAAUCAAUCAAUGACAUUGGGGGAAACAAAAUUUGUCUCUUUUUGUUUCAGUGUAUUUAUUAAAGUUUUAUCUGAAAAUUCAAUUAGGAAAAGUAUUGCCCUAGACAUGUCCGUUCAUGGUUUUCACUGAACCAUAUAGAUUUCUGUUUCUGUUACCAUGAUGCACUGUCAGGUAUUGGGAGUACAGAUUGCUUACAUGUUUUAGCUUCUGUGUGAACAACUUGUUAAUCAUUCAAAUCUAUUAAACAAAGAAAUAUAAAUAAAUAAUAUUUUUGCUUUGUUGGGGCAUUUGUAUACUUUUGCAGUUAUAUUUCUGUAAACUUGCUGCUAUCUAUCAAUAAAAUAGAUCCUAAAUGUA
This is a messenger RNA of Clupea harengus (Atlantic herring), 8154 nucleotides long. RefSeq names its product nuclear factor of activated T cells 5b (gene nfat5b). Gene Ontology annotation, cellular component: transcription regulator complex. NCBI's taxonomy places the organism in Eukaryota, Metazoa, Chordata, Actinopteri, Clupeiformes, Clupeidae. Gene Ontology annotation, biological process: regulation of transcription by RNA polymerase II; cytokine production; calcineurin-NFAT signaling cascade. Gene Ontology annotation, molecular function: DNA-binding transcription factor activity, RNA polymerase II-specific; RNA polymerase II cis-regulatory region sequence-specific DNA binding; transcription factor binding. The record is from RefSeq and is a predicted model, not a curated record.